This is a messenger RNA of Ipomoea triloba (trilobed morning glory), 642 nucleotides long. RefSeq lists its product as uncharacterized. Bases 1 to 642 code for a protein of 213 amino acids. NCBI's taxonomy places the organism in Eukaryota, Viridiplantae, Streptophyta, Magnoliopsida, Solanales, Convolvulaceae. The transcript has a single exon. The record is from RefSeq and is a predicted model, not a curated record.
AUGGCUUGGUUUGCUGUAAGUUCAGUGAUGCGAACAAUAGAGCUUGAGUUCCUGCAACCUCAUCCACGUCUUGUUCUUGAUGACCAGAAAGAAGCAGAAGCAGUGGAAGGUCUCCACCGAAGGCUUGCUCAGUUGCUAGCCUUUCUUGAUAAUGAUUCUGAGAAUCAAUUGAAUGAUGAUGACGAGACGACUAAAGAGUGGAAAGGGAGACUUAAAGAGGUUGCACUAAGAAUAGAAGACGACAUUGAAUCAGAAAUAAUUUAUAGGUAUGGCACAGAGCAGCCGAGAUCGCCAUUGAUUGGAAGACUUCGCAAGUACAUACAACAUAAAAGAUUCCUUAAAAUCUUGCGAAAUGCAAUGGAAUGCACCGGAGAGUUUAUGGAGUUCGUGAAGAACAAACAGCCGAUGGAAGAUUUGCAAAUAAAAGAUGAUAAUGAUACUGCUUCUUUGUUCAGUGAAAAUAGUGAGCUUUAUCAUCAUUCUGCUGGUUCAAAGCUUCGGAGCACAACACUGGUAGGACGUCAUGAGGAAGUGAAUCUGAUAAAGGAGCUACUUCUUCAAGAAUCACGGAGAGAAAGAAGGGUUGUGCUCAUUGUUGGCAUGGGAGGUAUAGGUAAGACAAAGCUUGCUCAAACAAUUUGA